This is a messenger RNA of Hansenula ciferrii, 873 nucleotides long. Its product is annotated as carbon-nitrogen hydrolase family protein. Bases 1 to 873 code for a protein of 290 amino acids. The record is from RefSeq and is a predicted model, not a curated record. Gene Ontology annotation, molecular function: omega-amidase activity. Gene Ontology annotation, biological process: oxaloacetate metabolic process; L-glutamine metabolic process. Lineage: Eukaryota; Fungi; Ascomycota; Saccharomycetes; Phaffomycetales; Wickerhamomycetaceae. The transcript has a single exon. Gene Ontology annotation, cellular component: mitochondrion.
AUGUCCUCUCCAUUACUCAAACGACUCAACGUUGCACUAUUACAAUUUGCAGCAUCCCCUAUUAAAAAUGAAAACUUCAUAAAAGUUGAAUCCCUUGUUACCAAAGCUCUUCAAAACAAACCAAAUUUAGAUCUUAUUAUCCUACCAGAAUGUUUUAAUUCACCUUAUUCAAUCAAAUUAUUCAAGAAAUAUGGUGAACAAAUCCCAUCAGGUGAAACUACACAAUUCCUAUCUCAAUUAUCCCUAAAGAACAAAAUCAACAUCAUUGGUGGUUCAUAUCCUGAACAUCAUGAAGAUAAGAUCUAUAACACAUCAACAGUAUUCAACACUCAGGGUGAAUUAAUCGCAAAACAUAGGAAAGCUCAUUUAUUCAACAUAGAUAUCCCUAACAAAAUAACAUUCCAAGAAUCCCGUGUUCUUGAUGCUGGUAACAAGGCCACCCUGUUUGAAUUACCAUCAUUUGGUAAAAUUGGUUUAGGGAUUUGUUAUGAUGUUAGAUUCCCUGAACUUUCAAUGACUUGUGCUCGUAAAGGUGCAUUUGCCAUGGUUUUCCCAAGUGCUUUUAAUACUACUACGGGUCCAUUACACUGGGAAACUUUAGCAAGAUCAAGGGCUAUUGAUAAUCAGGUUUAUGUGGUGAUGUGUUCACCUGCUCGUGAUUUAAAUGCUAAAUAUCAUGCGUAUGGACAUUCUCUUGUGGUGGAUCCAAUGGGUAAAAUCGUUGUUGAAGCUGGUACUGAAGAAGAGAUCUUGUAUUGGGAAAUGGAUCCUGAGGUGAUAAACAGUACUAGACAAGGGAUUCCAAUUGAUGGACAAAGAAGAUUUGAUAUUUAUCAAGAUGUUAGUGAAACCACUAAAAUUGGUGAUGUUUGA